AUGGUAGAGUUUGAGGGACCUUCAAGGACCAUCCAGUCCAACCCCCUUCGCUAUGAGAAUACAUGGGAUCCAACUCUGCACCUCUCCUAUGUGCGUCCCUCGAGAGCGGUUGGCGAAUGUCCCAAGCCUCAGGGUUUGGGGAUCUGCGUGGAAGAAUGCGCAGGUGAUGAGUUUUGUGGUCCAGGAGAGAAGUGCUGCAGCAAUGGAUGUGGCCAUGUGUGCAUCAAGGUCUUUCCAGUGCGUCCCUCGAGAGCGGUCGGCAAAUGUCCGAAGCCUCGGGGUGUUGGGGCCUGUGUGGAAAAGUGCAUAAGUGAUGAGUCUUGUGCUCCAGGGAAGAGGUGCUGCAGCAACGGAUGUGGCCAUGUGUGCAUCAAGGUCUCCAGAGAUUUCUGCCAGCUCCCCAGCGACUCUGGCUCCUGCAACGCUACCUCCGUCCUCCGUUUCUUCUACAAUUCUCAGUCUGGGAGGUGUGAGAAGUUUCCUUACAAAGGCUGCGGAGGCAACAAGAACAACUUUGCGACUCACAUAGAGUGUCUCCAGGCCUGCUCUGACCGAGGGAUCUGCCGGCUCCCAGUGGACCAAGGAUGGGGCGAUGCCUUGAGGACCCGUUUCUUCUACAACUCCACAUCCAGGACCUGUGAGAGCUUCUUCUAUCGAGGACACAGAGGCAACGCAAACAACUUCUGGGAGAAAGAGGAUUGUCUCCGGUUCUGCGUUGUCCGUGCUGAGACUGAGGCUGCCUGAACCUGAGGCCUGAAGUGGAAAGGGAACCUCCAGGUGAAAGAAGAGAGUGCUCUCAAAAGUCCUGGAAGUUACUCCUGGAUCCUCCCCGGCGCAUGAAGAACCACCAGUCCUGCACAGCAAUGUAUCCCACCCCUGACCAUUGCCUUAUUGCAUUGCCUUCUUCCAUCCCAGCAUCUCUUUGCAGCCCUGCUUAUCUCCCCAGCUCUUUCCAGCCCUUUAUGUCUGAACCACCCUCCCAGCCCUCUCUUCUCCCCACUUCCCGGGGGGGGGGGUCUCACUUUGGCACAGCCCCUCCAUACCUGGCCCUCAAUCACCCUGCAUUUGAAAAAUAAAACCCUCCUAUCCUACCCACUCCUUUCCCAAAUCCUAGAUGUAGAUUGCAAGCCUCUUGGGGUACAGACCUGGCAUUGCUUAUGUUUCUCCCUACAUGAAAUGCUAUGUACAUUGAC
Messenger RNA from Sceloporus undulatus (fence lizard), 1193 nucleotides. Its product is annotated as actinia tenebrosa protease inhibitors-like. The transcript has 6 exons. Gene Ontology annotation, cellular component: extracellular region. Bases 1 to 744 code for a protein of 247 amino acids. Gene Ontology annotation, biological process: negative regulation of peptidase activity. Gene Ontology annotation, molecular function: serine-type endopeptidase inhibitor activity. NCBI's taxonomy places the organism in Eukaryota, Metazoa, Chordata, Lepidosauria, Squamata, Phrynosomatidae. The record is from RefSeq and is a predicted model, not a curated record.